Pomacea canaliculata is the source of this 3677-nucleotide messenger RNA. RefSeq lists its product as uncharacterized. The coding region runs from base 881 to 3091 and encodes 736 amino acids. Lineage: Eukaryota; Metazoa; Mollusca; Gastropoda; Architaenioglossa; Ampullariidae. The record is from RefSeq and is a predicted model, not a curated record. The transcript is spliced from 4 exons.
CGAAGUGGUACAGAGGCAGAGGUCUACAGGCGGGCGGCGGGUCCUGUUGCUGUGUGUCCGAGUUCUAACCACGAAAUCUGAUUUCACGAUUUCAGCGAAAAGAGUGAAGAGGCUCAGCUGUGUUUUGUGUUAAGAAAUUUGAUAUCUCUGUUAUUUUUUUUUUAAUUUCAUGGUGUGACUUUGAUUGACUCCAAAUGACGAUGAAGCUGUUAUUCACAAUUCCGGACAUGGACAUCAGAUACAGCGUGGAGGCAGCAAGUAAACACAAGGUUUGCUAUGAACAAGAGUGACAACAGCAGUUCGCACACCAAACCAAAAUUGUUGAGAAUCUGCAUCACUCAACUAUGAAAAAAGUAAGCUCGUACAAAACCUGGUGUUGUGUGUGUGUUACUGAUCGUAAUGAAACAGUGAUACAGGUGAUACCACGAAUGAUUCAGUGCCUUUCAAAGCAGCUGUGAUACUCUAACACCAUACUGGCACCACAAGACUUGAAAAUUAUAAUGUCAAAUAUUGCAAGAACCUGCCUUCAAAUCAUCGGUGGAUUUCAAAACAAGGUACCCUCACCUUUGUGAUAUUUUACACACCUGGUUAGUCGUGCAGACUGCUAAACACAACUCUUUCAGUGAUAUCAAACAGAAGUGUUGAAAGAAAUAGGAUUGACUGGUGUACUGUGUAUUAACUUGUGGCAUUUCCAAAACGACAUUAAUCACAACUUUCUCGAUGAGCGAGAUCGAAGCUUGUGAGUAAUGCAGACUGGGACCAUAGUUGAAUUUAAAUUUGCCUGUUAAAGAAAAUCAAAUAUGUCAUAAAAUAAGACUAAAAGUAUAUUCCUGAAAAAAGACUCGUUUCAGAAGAGAAAUCGAGCUGUAAUUAUACAAAAAUGGACUUCGUUGUCUUUGAAGUCCACAUUCAACACAUGGAAGAGAAGGAAAGAGGUUCUGUAACAAGCGACACACAAGCAGCCAACAGACCUGAUGAAGCCGAGCAGACAUGUGAUCAUGUGGUGGAUGACCAGAUGAGAAGAAACAUCAGCAACAUGGACAUAAACGAGCAGACAUCUCAUCCUAACAUCAGCAGUCCAACAGCAACGGAAAGUGACGACAUGAACAGAGAAGUGGAGAGUGAACGAACGAAUAGUUGUGUAGAUAGUAACUUCACUACAACCAAACUAGGUGCAACAGAUGAAGAUGUUGAAACAGCAAGCAUUGAGGAAGCUGCAAAGGUGACUGAAACACCUUCCCAGGUGCAAAAUGAUGAUGGCCGACUCGAAGAGAACACCAGUGUGACUGAAAAUCCUGCCCUGGUGCUAAAUGAUGAUGGCCAACUGGAAGAGAACACCAUUGUGACUGACACACCUGUGCAGGUGCUCAAUGGUAAUGGUCGAAUCGAAGAGACCGAAACACCUGCACGGGUGCUCAGUGGUAAUGGCCAACUGGAAGAGAACACCAGUGUGACCGAAAAUCCUGCACAGGUGCUUAAUAGCAAUGGCCGACUCGAAGGGACCGAAACACCUGUACAGGUACUGAAUGAUGAUGGUCGACUGGAAGAGAACACCAUUGUGACUGAAACACCUGUCCAGGUGCUCAGUGGUAAUGGCCAACUGGAAGAGAACACCAGUGUGACCGAAACGCCUGCACAGAUGCCUCAUAGUAAUGGCCGACUGGAAGGGACCGAAACACCUGUCCAGGUGCUAAAUGAUGAUGGCCAACUCGAAGAGAACACCAAUGUGACCGAAACACGUGUCCAGGUGCUCAGUGGUAAUGGUCUACUCGAAGAGACCGAAACACCUGCCCAGGUGCUAGAAGAUAAUGGCCAACUCAAAGAAAAAACCAGUGUGACUGAAACAUCUGUCCAGGUGCACAAUGGUAAUGUCUCACUGAAGGAGAACACUAUUGUGACCAAAACACCUGUCCAGGUGCUUGAUGGCAAUGGCCGACGCAAAGAGAACGCCAGUGUGACCGAGAAAGGUGUGGAGAAAAGACAUAACAGCAGCAAGACACAUUUGUUCCCUUCUCCCUCCGGAAGUGGAAACUCUAAGAAUACUGAAAAGGGCCUAAAGAAAGUGGUGAAAAAGAGGUCCCCCGAGAGCAGCAGCAGCACCAAACCGGAGGAGACGAAGGGCCGUGAAUCCGACGAAGACAACAAACACCUCGCAGCCUCAGUGCUAGCAGUCUGGUCCCAGAACCUGCCACCCGAGAAAGAAGACCAAUGCAUAUUUCAGAAACCAGACACACGUUCAAGAAUGCAAAAACUUUUGGCACGAAGACGAGGAGAAAAAGAGAAAAAACCGGUUAAACGGGCGACGACGGCAAGCGAGCCGACAAUGAUCUCGCAGCUGGACGUACGACUGCAGGCUCUGGACCAGGCCAUUAACCGCGAUUUCCAUGACGACCUCCUCAUGGCCCGACAGAUGACGAUGCCCAGGUUGUUCCAGCGGUCACCCAAGCUACAGGCGCGCUGGAAGGUGAUGCAUGACGUGAGGAUGUUACAGGAUAUCCUGGUCAGCAUGCGCUGUGCACGUGAGCGGCGAGAAGAAGAAAAGAGAAAAGAAAGAGAGCGGGAAGCACUUCAAACUGCCGAAGGAGCACAGGACGAACCCACAGCUGACGACUCGCAGGACAAAGAAGACACCCAAACACCCGAGUCUUCAAAGGAAUCACCAGAGAACUCUUCUCCUGACAUCACGAUAGCGGUGAUACACGCCGAAGACCCGCCUACACCAGGUGACGAGGGCUCUGCUCAUACAGGAGACGAGCCUGGCGCAGGACCGGCUGCCCUGGAUGUGCCCAAGGAAGGACAGAAGACCGUUGCUCUGUCUACGUCCCAAGUCAAAAUUGCAACCAGUCGCGUGGAAUCUCGUAGUCGCCUUGAAAGAAGUUACACGACAGUGCCCUUCCAGCUACCCCCAAGUACAUCGUUUGCCGGCAGACGACAACCACCAUCAUCCCAGCAACAAACAACAACUGGUCGGUUGCGGCGGACCAUCACUUCACUGUCCAUGUCACGUGGCCGACGUUCCUCUGCAACCAGAGUGUCCCCGGCCAUGAUGUGUCGCAUCCAGGAUGCGGAGAAGAUUUAUGGCGGUCAGUGACCGUUAGAAACGAGCAGUCUUGCUGAAAGCUGCUCCACAUUUUUUAAAAAAGCAGACUUUUUUUUUAAAAAUAUGAAGAUUCUAUUACAAUUUCAACAUCUGCAAACGCAUUUUAUAUCUGUGUAACUGGCGACUCAGAGAUGGUGAAUAUCUAUAUUAACGACUUUUCCAAUGAAAGAAAAAGGAUUCUAUAUAUUUCAAAUAAAAUAUGUCACUGCUCGUGAUAUCAAAAGAUUGAAGAAAUAAAAGUGAGUCCACCGUACUAACUUCAGUCGGAUACCAAGCAUUUAAACCGCCUCUGGUAUCUUUAGAGAGGUUUAUGUGCUCGCCUGCUCUUCAUUUAAUUAAUCAGAAGGUCGUUAAUUCGAAGCCUUCUCGGGCCAGUGACUGGAAAACUUCCUUUGUCCAGCCAGGGUGCCAGGGAAGGAAGAUGGCGCAAGGAAAAGGUUGGGGCUUGCUUUUAAGGUCCCCUGUCCUCUACAGUUUACUGGGCCAUGAGACACUUACCGUUAUGCCUUUUAAGACUGUGAUAACCUUUCAACAUCUAUUUCUUAUGAUGGAUUUGCAGACAGGAAAUAAAAAUAUA